ACGUCAUUACGUCGUUCGGUUCUCACACUAGCGAGCCUUAUCGAUGACAGCAGAGGAAUAUGCACGAAAGAAUCAUAUAGUCGUUAUUUACAUGUGAUCAGUACAAACCCCCGGUGUCUGUUUCCUCCCACAUAUACGAUUUAGAAGAAAAUGACCGAUUUGACAGAUUCCUUGACGAAAGAGGGCUGGUACCUCAGCGAUGAAGGCGUAGCUGAACUGAAAGGGUCUGCGGAGAAAGUGACACACAGUGACAUUAUUCGAAUUGCACUUGAUAGUGAUCUUAGAUCUUUUGGGAGAAAAUUCCUUCCGGCUGACAUCAACAGUGGACGAACAGAGUCGUUGGUGGGUCCAUGUGUUCUGCAGGUGCAGAAAGUGAGGAACAUCUCAGCUCCUAAAGACCAUGAGGAGUCCCAGGGUGCGCCACGAAUGCUGCGCCUGCAAAUGACAGAUGGGCACACCACCUGUGUCGGACUAGAAUUCAAACACCUGUCUAAGAUCAGUCUUAAUACCCCACCUGGAGUAAAGGUGAAGCUCCUUGGUACAGUCCAGGUUAAAAAUGGUCUUUUGCUGCUUGAUGACUCAAAAAUCUCUGUACUUGGAGGAGAGGUCGAUCACAUGGUGGAGAAAUGGGAACUGCAAAGGAGUCUGGCGAAACACAGCAGGAGUAAUAUCGGAGCUGAAGGUGGACCUCCUCCCUUUGUGCCAUUUGGUCAGAAAUGUGCAAGGAAGGAUGAAGUGGACAGCAGAGAUCUGGACCAGAGGAAAACCCUCCAGACUCACAGUGUGGUCAAAACUGCUGAUGAGAAUGAUGAGUUUGAAAAACAGCGGACAGCUGCUAUUGCUGAGGUGGCCAAGACCAAAGACGGUCCCCGCACGUUUGGAGGAGGAGGAAAUGCCGGCAGUAAUUUAUCCAGCACAGCUUCCUCCUCCCGAGGCAGAGACUCAUACCAGCAGAGGAGACGAGGAGAAGACAGGGUUGAAAGAACUGACAGCAGACAGGAUGGAAACUACCGAGAACUGGUGGAUGAACGUGCUCUGAGAGACAUCAUGGAGAUGGGCUUUAACCGGGAGGCUGCUCGACAGGCCCUGAUGGAUAAUAACAACAAUCUGGAAGUGGCACUCAACAGCCUACUGACUGGAUCUUCUGGAGUCCUAUCUGAACCUGUGCUACCUGAGUCUAACAAGCCCCAACCCAGAGGCAGAGGAAAGGGACGAGGUCGGUCUAGAAAUGAAGAUGAGGAGGAGGGCGGAGGAGGAAGGCCAUCUGGACCAAGCACCCUGUUUGACUUUCUGGAAUCAAAGAUGGGAGUUUUCUCCAUUGAUGAGCCAAAGAACCAGGCACCACAGAGAUAUCACGAGAGUAAAGCACAUUUCUCCAACACACAUAGCUACUCCAAAGACUCGUCACAGACCAAGUUCUCCUCACAUUAUGAGCAUAGGCAGCAAAGGAAUGACAGACCACCUCGCUUCCACAGGGACACUGACUUUCCCAAACCUGGUCAGGAGUCUCUCUCUAACUUUACAACCGCCCAUAUAUCGGUUCAGUCCCAGCAGGGGAAGAACCAAGAGAAAUGGCCUCGAGGACCAUCAGAUAGACCACAAAAUGACCGAAGAGAGACCAGAGACGAGCAGAUUUUUCCUUCUUCCUUCCCGACGACUUUCACACGUUCUCAGCAGUCUCAGCAGCAGAUGGAGUUUAGCGGUUCUAACCUGCAGCGAUCCAGAAGUGGAGAUGGUGGUGGUGGGAACAUGACUGGACCGUCUCACAGGAGGGGAUUAAAAGAUAACGGACUCACAUUCAAACCGACUAACUCUACAGGCAGUGAGGUGGAUGGAAGAGUAAAUCAUAAGCACACGGACAGAAUUGAAGAACCCAACAACAGCAGGAGGAAGGGAAGGGCCGAACCUGACCGACAAAGAGAUCCCGGGCCACAGAACUUUAACUUGAGGGGAGGAAGCUCGGGGACGAUCCAAGAGGUUGGGUUAUCGCGCGAUUCUCGAGUCAUGACAGGGGGUCCUCCUCAUUUCCAAAAUGGAGAUGUGGAACACAAAAGAACUGGGCCAAUCAAGCCACCAAACUCCUCUUGUCCCCCCAACAGGGAGCCCCCUCCCAGGAAAGCCCCUUCUAACAACUCAGGACCUAAAAGAAGGUCAGGGCAAGGCAGAGGUCAAGGUCCUCGAGGACCAGAGAAAAGUCACAUCAUGGAUCAUGCUUGGAAACCUGGUGACCAGUGCCUGGCACUUUACUGGGAAGACAGUAAGUUCUACCAUGCCAGAAUAGAUGCUGUGCAUCCAUCAGGCACCACGGCCGUGGUUGUAUUUAGUGACUAUGGAAACUGCGAAGAAGUGCUGCUGCAUAACAUAAAACCUGUCCCUGCUGACAUGCAGGAGGAAGGCGAUGGUUAUUAUGACAGUUCACUGGAGUUUCGCCGUGGAGGAGACGGACAGCCCAGACGGACAAGACCAACUCAACAGUAUUACCAGCCACCCAGAGCACGAGACUGAUGUAUCUGGUAUUGGCAGUGUGCGUGUCCCUCAUCCUUCCACGGCAGAUUGUGUCACUUUUCUGCAACAAUCCUGAGUGCUUCCUGAUGUUUUCUAAAUGUGUGUAUGUGUUUGUGUGUGUAUAUAUACACACUGUCGGGACAUGCAGAUCUUUUCAAAGGGCUUGGACCUGAUGCAAAAAUAAAAGAGAAACUGACAUGA
Solea solea (common sole) is the source of this 2706-nucleotide messenger RNA. It is a transcript of the gene tdrd3, whose product is annotated as tudor domain containing 3. Lineage: Eukaryota; Metazoa; Chordata; Actinopteri; Pleuronectiformes; Soleidae. The transcript is spliced from 14 exons. The record is from RefSeq and is a predicted model, not a curated record. Gene Ontology annotation, biological process: mRNA processing. Gene Ontology annotation, cellular component: nucleus; cytoplasm. Gene Ontology annotation, molecular function: protein binding; RNA binding. The coding region runs from base 151 to 2505 and encodes 784 amino acids.